UAGCCGCUGUUGAGAAAUCUGUCGUUGAGAGAAUAUGCUUUUUAGACUUUCGACACAAUUUUCCUAUCUAUUUUUGUUUAGUAAAAAGGUGCUGCUGUAAAUAGCAGAGGGGAGAUCUUGUUGAGUCAGUUGAGAUAUACAUCUCGAUCCUCCCGCAUCCUAUUUGAGUUCCACUGCAAUCUUUAGUUCUUAAUCAUAGGAUACCUUAUUUUACUAGAUGCAAACUGAAAAAUUAAUAAAGUAUUAGCGCCGUCCACAGACAAAAAAACAUGUGUACAACAAGAAAUCUGUGUGAUCAAGACAGAGAAUAACAAGGAGUCAUUUACACAACGCAGUGGCAGCUGAAGCCCACCAACUAUGGCAGACUCAAGCUUUCUUGCAACAAAGAGGACGUCUUGAUUUUCUGGUCGUUGAAUGAAUAUCUAGAGUUCAUGAUUAUAAUAAAAUUUUAACCCCGUCUAGUAACAAGCGUCCGGUGUUGAAAAAAUGCUAGACGUAUGCUAUAAUCCAGGCUGCUGGAUAUUCAUCCACGGCCAGAACAAGAUGGCAGGCCGGUUAAGAGGGCCGCUGGAUAUUAAUCCGCGGCCAGAAGAUGGCAGGCCGGUUAAGAGGUCCUGCGAUACCCAUGUCAGGGACGAAGACCCAAAAAAGAGUUGGUUGAUUUAAAAUGUUGAAAAGUGAAGUUAUAUUUGAUGAAUGAGUUUGCAUGAAUAGGUAUGCAGUGGUGACAGGAGGAAACAAAGGAAUAGGCUUAGAGAUAUGCAGACAAUUAGCUUUUAAUGGGGUCACAGUGGUAUUAACUGCUAGAGAUAAGAAGAAGGGAAUGGAGGCUGUCGAAAAUCUUCACCAAUCCGGUCUUGCGGACUUUGUGAUAUUCCAUCAGCUUGAUGUGCUGGACUCAGCCAGCAUUGCUUCUCUUGCAGAUUUUGUCGAGUCCCAUUUUGGAAAGCUUGAUAUCUUGGUGAACAAUGCAGCAACUGUUGGGCUUAUAUUGGAUAGCAAUGCUGUAAAAGCUGCAGUGUUCAAUGCGAAAGGACCCCUAAUAAACUGGAAUGAGGUAUCAACCCGGACCUAUGAUACUGCAGAAGAAUGCAUAAAAGUAAAUUACAAAGGUGCAAGAAAGAUGGUUGAUACGUUUCUUCUCCUUCUUCAGUUAUCUGAUUCGCCAAGGAUUGUCAAUGUCUCCUCCAUGACCGGGGUGCUAAAGUUCGUAACUAAUGAGGGUGCCAAUCGAGUUUUGAGUGAUGCUGAAAACCUUACUGAAGAGCGAGUGGACAGACUGUUGCAGGAAUUUCUACAAGAUCUUAAAGAAGGUGUGUUAGAAACCAAGGGCUGGAACUCUUAUCUAUCUGCCUAUACAUUAUCCAAAGCAGCCUUGAAUGCAUAUACAAGAAUUCUGGCCAAGAAGUACCCCAGAUUCAUGAUCAAUUCUGUCUGCCCUGGCUAUGUGAAGACGGGGAUUAAUUGUUUUACAGGCAUUUUAAGUACAGAAGAAGGUGCUCAGAGUCCCGUGAGGCUAGCCUUAUCGCCUGCUGGUGGGGUUUCUGGUAUGUUCUUUUCUCGGACAGACGUCGUACCUUUUUGAUGAAGUUCGUAGAUUUGAAGUUUUCAAGAUCAAGAAAGAAGUACGUGUGAAUGUUGCAGACACAAAGAAAUCAAGAAUCUCACCAAGUAGGGGUUAAGAUGCAAUAUUUGCAAACUUUAAAUGACAUGGCCAGGCGCACACUCUUUUUUUUUGUCAAUAUAUAUAUUUCUAGUAGACAUUAUUUGUGCUGAAUUCUUAAUUUCCUGUUUAAUUUUCUUGAUACCAGGAAGUUCAGUUUCUGAAACUAAAA
Daucus carota subsp. sativus is the source of this 1835-nucleotide messenger RNA. RefSeq names its product (+)-neomenthol dehydrogenase-like. Gene Ontology annotation, cellular component: membrane. The record is from RefSeq and is a predicted model, not a curated record. The transcript is spliced from 5 exons. Lineage: Eukaryota; Viridiplantae; Streptophyta; Magnoliopsida; Apiales; Apiaceae. Gene Ontology annotation, molecular function: oxidoreductase activity, acting on the CH-OH group of donors, NAD or NADP as acceptor. Bases 707 to 1585 code for a protein of 292 amino acids.